GGAACAACCACCUUCGAGCUCCGCAGACCAUCUUCAUGCCUGAACCAUCAAGACAUGAAAUCCUUCCAGGAUAGAAUAUCCACGGCACACAAUGGCUGCUCAAUCCACCUUACGAAGAUCUCAUGAUCCCCUCUUGGCUCUCUACGACCGUUAUGCCACAUUCCUCAAGUCCCGCGUCCACGACGCCUCGAAGCUCACAAAGCUCCUCUCUACAAUCACAUUACUCUUCACAAUCAUAGGCGCAGGGUAUGGAGGACGGACAUGGUACAACAGGCGUCGCGCGGAGAAAGAGACGGGGCGACGAUUACUUCGGCGCAACUCAGGACUCAAGAACAAAGAUGGGUCCCGGACAAUAUACGUUCCAUACCGCGAUUCGACCUCCAAAGUUGUCAUCAAUCCUACGAAGCCAACGACUUUCGAUGCGCAUCGUAGACUGUUUCUCCAGCCCCCGCGCGCAGCACGCAUGGCUGACGCGAAUAACCCACAAGCGCCGCCACCGCAGACGAAGCCUGGACUGAACCUCGCGUUCCUGCAUCAGUUCCUGAGCUUGUUAAAUAUUAUGAUACCCAGGUGGAAUAGCAAGGAGACGGGUCUGCUGGUCAGUCACAGCGUCUUCUUGAUGCUACGGACCUACCUCUCCCUCGUUGUUGCGCGCCUCGAUGGAGAGAUCGUAAGAGACCUCGUCGCAGGGAACGGGAAGGCCUUCCUCUGGGGUAUGUGCAAGUGGCUUGGUGUUGGCACCUUCUCGUCAUACACGAACGCGAUGAUCAAGUUCUUGCAGAGCAAGGUGUCGAUCGCAUUCCGCACUCGGCUGACGAGAUAUAUUCAUGAUCUAUAUCUGAACGAUAACUUGAAUUACUACAAGUUAUCGAAUUUAGAUGGUGGUGUUGGUGUCGGCGCGGAUCAGUAUAUCACGCAGGAUUUGACACUGUUUUGCGCGAGUGCGGCGAGUUUGUAUUCCAGUCUUGGGAAGCCGUUUGUAGAUCUUUGUGUGUUCAACUAUCAGCUUUAUCGGUCCUUGGGACCGUUAGCUUUGACGGGGUUGCUGAGUAACUACUUCGUAACUGCGACGAUAUUGCGACGAUUAUCACCACCCUUUGGCAAAUUAAAAGCCGUUGAAGGACGAAGAGAAGGCGAAUUCCGCGCCCUUCAUUCGCGACUCAUCGCCAAUGCCGAAGAAGUCGCUUUCUAUGGCGGUGACCAGAUGGAAAAGCACUUCCUCGAGCGCGGUUUCAAGGACCUCAAACACUGGAUGGAAGGCAUAUACAGCCUAAAGAUUCGCUACAACAUGCUCGAGGACUUCGUACUAAAAUACUCCUGGUCCGCAUUCGGCUACCUCAUCACCUCGCUCCCCGUAUUCCUCCCCGCAUGGGGUGGCUUAGGCGGUGUCCCAGAACUCUCAGGGGGCGAAAAGACACACCGAGAACGGAAUCGCAUGAAAGAUUUCAUCACGAACAAGCGACUCAUGUUAUCACUGGCUGAUGCUGGCGGCCGCAUGAUGUACAGCAUCAAAGACCUGUCUGAACUCGCCGGCUACACUUCACGAGUCUACACCCUGAUUAGCACACUCCACCGCGUCCACGCAGACGCCUAUUACCCACCCCCUGGCACGCGUCCAGAACUUUACUCAGUCUCAGAUGUCCAAGGCACGGUCCACAAAGGUUUCGACGGCAUUCGUCUCGAGCAUGUGCCCAUUGUUGCGCCAGCUCUGCACCCCAUGGGCGGCGACGAGCUCCUCGAGAGCCUCUCUUUCAUCGUACACUCGGGCGAACACCUCCUCAUCACCGGCCCUAAUGGCUGCGGUAAAUCCGCUGUCAGCCGAAUUGUCGCGGGCCUAUGGCCCGCAUAUCGCGGUCUCGUCAGCCGUCCGCGCUCCGUUGGCACAGACGGCAUCAUGUUCCUUCCCCAACGGCCCUACCUCAGUACUGGCACCCUACGCGACCAGAUCAUCUACCCGCAUACUGACGCCGACAUGAAAGCUUCCGGACGCCGGGACUUUGAACUCUCCCAGAUCUUGGAAGAGGCUAAGUUAGGUUAUAUACCGGAUCGGGAGGGCGGCUGGGAUACGAAGAAGGUCUGGAAAGAUGUCUUCAGUGGAGGCGAAAAACAGAGAGUAGGGAUUGCGAGACUGCUUUAUCAUGAGCCGCGGUAUGCGUUUGUGGAUGAGGGGACUAGUGCGGUUAGUAGUGAUGUGGAGGGGUUAUUGUAUGAACGAGCAAAGGCCAAGGGGAUCACACUCAUAACCAUAUCCACGCGCGCCUCACUAAAGCGAUAUCAUACGUACACACUCACACUCGGCUUCGGCGACCACGGCGAUGAAUGGGAGUUUCAGCGCAUCGGCACUGAAUCUGAGAAGUCAAGUGUAGAAAAGGAGCUAGCUGAGCUCAGGGAACGACUUGCUAAGGUCGAGGAGUGGAAGAGGAGGAGGCAGGAGAUUGAGAAUGAACUGAAUAAAGUCUGGGUAAACAGUGGUGACGAAUUGGCGCCGCCACCUUAUAUCGAAGAGGAGGGUGUAAGCGAUGAAGAUGGAGCGGAACCGGAGAGCGCGCCGGACGAACAAGAUGAGAGCAUUGCAGCAUCUAGCUAGUAUCAUGGAUCUAGGCAGCAGCAGACGACAUAGCAGAGAAACUAAAUCCGACACCUCGUAAGUAAUAAUAAAUAAAAAACUAGACCGAACUAAACAAUAGAGGGGCCCAUGCAUUGUAAUUUAAUUUGUUCGGGGUGGGGAGACAUGCAUCUGCACAGGAUGUGCGAAAAUAGCAACACGACCCUGCAGCGUAUCGUGUGCGCCAGGUUUUUCCAUAUUGCUAAUAAAUUGCGUGAGAACUUUCGUCGUACGUCGCAUCCCGAUCCAGCGCGAUGAAUGGAGGAGUGUGAAAUUCACAAGUGCUCUAUGAGAGGUACUAUUAUCACAGAGAAGAAGAACAUGGGGACAAUGACGAUCAAAUUACCAGUUGCGAAGUACAAAGAAGGGUAUGGACAUCUCACAAACAC
Messenger RNA from Cucurbitaria berberidis CBS 394.84, 2994 nucleotides. Its product is annotated as peroxisomal ABC transporter-like protein. The coding region runs from base 92 to 2587 and encodes 831 amino acids. Gene Ontology annotation, biological process: fatty acid beta-oxidation; peroxisome organization; long-chain fatty acid import into peroxisome. The record is from RefSeq and is a predicted model, not a curated record. Lineage: Eukaryota; Fungi; Ascomycota; Dothideomycetes; Pleosporales; Cucurbitariaceae. Gene Ontology annotation, molecular function: ABC-type transporter activity; ATP hydrolysis activity; long-chain fatty acid transmembrane transporter activity. Gene Ontology annotation, cellular component: peroxisomal membrane. The transcript has 2 exons.